AUGUUGGAGAUCUCAAAAGGAGUGGCUAAAUGGGAACUCACCAUCAAGCUCCAAGAAGAACCUGCAUUCUGCGUACAGAUUAACGAACCUGAACCUCCCUCAAAUAAUCAGUCAUGGAUCCCUCAGGCCUUCGUCACAGACAAUGGAAUGCCGUUCGUCAAUAAAAAGAUGGGCAAUUUCCUUAAUAAGUUCAAGAUUCAACGCCAUCGGUCAAGUCCCUACCAUCCUCAAAUGAACGGUGGGGUCGAAGCCGCAAAUAAGACUAUCAUCCACAUACUGGAGAGGAUGGUGAAGACAUAUCGUGAUUGGUCAGAAAUGCUUCCCUACACACAUUGGGCCUAUCGAACGUCUGUAUGGUCUGUUACAGGCGCAACUCCAUAUGAGCUCGUAUAUGGAAUGGAAGCAGUGCUGCCAGUCGAAAUUGAAAUCCCAUCACUACGGAUACUGCUGGAAAGUGAAGUCGAAGAAGGCAAAUGGCAACAAGCAAGGUAUGAUCAGCUGCAUCUGGCAGAUGAAAAGCGCUUACGACCGCUAAGCCACUCCCAAUGUUAUCAAAGAAGGAUCGCUCGAGCCUACAACAAGAGGGUCUGA
Molecule: messenger RNA, 591 nt
Organism: Magnolia sinica
Lineage: Eukaryota; Viridiplantae; Streptophyta; Magnoliopsida; Magnoliales; Magnoliaceae
Exons: 2
Coding region: 1-591 (196 amino acids)
Biological process (GO): DNA integration
Molecular function (GO): nucleic acid binding
Source: RefSeq, a predicted model, not a curated record